Gossypium raimondii (Peruvian cotton) is the source of this 782-nucleotide messenger RNA. Its product is annotated as stigma-specific STIG1-like protein 1. The coding region runs from base 69 to 512 and encodes 147 amino acids. The record is from RefSeq and is a predicted model, not a curated record. Lineage: Eukaryota; Viridiplantae; Streptophyta; Magnoliopsida; Malvales; Malvaceae. The transcript has a single exon.
UUCCUGUGCAUAAUAUCACACCCAAUUAUCCAUAGCAUAUCGUAUUAUUUUUCCAUCACCUCUCAAACAUGAAAGCUCUCCACAUCUUCAUUUUGUCUGCCUUGUUAAUGGCCUUGGCCAUCACCAAUCUCUCCGCCACACCAUCUGGCGAUGAACCGUUGUUUGUCGACAAUGAUGGUGACGGAGAUCGUAGCCAAGCCGAACCCACUUCUGUUGGGAUUAUGAGCCGGUUUCUUGCUCAAAAACCUCGGGGCAUGAUGACGUGUAACAAAUACCCGAGAGUGUGUCGUGCGGCGGGCAGCCCUGGGCCUGAUUGCUGCGAGAGAAAAUGUGUGAAUGUGAUGUGGGACAGGUUCAACUGCGGGAAGUGUGGUAAGAAGUGUAAGUACUCGGAGAUUUGCUGCAAAGGGAAGUGUGUGAAUCCAAUGUCCAACAGACUGCAUUGUGGGGAUUGCUACAAUAGAUGCACGAAAGGAAGUAAAUGUCUGUAUGGGAUGUGCAGCUAUGCGUAGAAACUCUGGCAGAUUUCCCUCUGUGAGAUAUUUGAUUAAAUGACUAGCAUGUUUAUGUCGUAUAUAGUCAUUGAAAUUACCAAUAAUAAAUAAGGGCGAGCCUUCACAACUUGGUGUUGGGUUUCGCUAGAUGUAGUUAUUUUUUAAUUUAAAUUUAAUUAUUGUUUCAAUGAUUUCAUGUUACUAUUUGAAAAGAUAUCCACAACAUUUGUUUGUUGACUAAUGUAUUCAUAAAUAUGAAAUAAAAGAUAUCCACAACAUUUGAUUGUU